UCUCCAUACGUCUUUUCUGUGCUCCGGGUUGGGCGCUGAAAUUCCCUGAAUUGACAGCUCUAAGCAGAGGAUGUUUCCAGCACUGGGGCAAGGAGGAGUUUAUUUCCCCUCUGCCUCACAGGACCAGCCUAAUAUACCACAUGGCCUGGUGUAAUAUUGGAGGUGGGGGACGGGGAGAGCCCAGUGCUGUGUCUGUAUUGAACAAGACAGUUGAUCCAAGCUUGGCUCCCAAAAGCUUGGGUCUGGCUUUGCCGUGGAGCAUCGCCUGCCUCGUGCCCGCUGUGGAGCUCCUCGGUGGCAAAGGCGAUUCUCAAGCCAUUCCUGAAGUGGUGGCAUUCGUCUCCCCUGCCUUGGGUAGGUUGGCAGCACUGGGGGCUCAAACCUGCCCUCCUACACCAGCCAGCAUGGAUUUGGAAAGUUGUUCUUCGUGGUGACAUCCUGAGCUCACCCUCCCCUCUUUUCUCUUCUCUCCAGGAAACAUGCUUUAAACUGCCACAGGAUGAAGCCGGCGCUUUUUAAUGUCUUGUGUGAAAUCAAAGAAAAAACAGUGCUGAGCAUCCGGGGGGCGCAGGAGGAGGAGCCCACGGACCCGCAGCUGAUGAGGUUAGACAACAUGCUGCUGGCAGAGGGGGUGGCGGGCCCCGAGAAGGGAGGGGGCUCGGCCGCCGCUGCCGCCGCCGCCGCCGCCUCCGGGGGAGCCGGCUCCGACAACUCGGUGGAGCACUCUGACUACAGAGCCAAGCUCUCCCAGAUCCGACAGAUCUACCACACGGAGCUGGAGAAGUACGAGCAGGCGUGCAACGAGUUCACCACGCACGUGAUGAACCUGCUGCGGGAGCAGAGCCGGACCCGGCCCAUCUCGCCCAAGGAGAUCGAGCGCAUGGUCAGCAUCAUCCACCGCAAGUUCAGCUCCAUCCAGAUGCAGCUGAAGCAGAGCACGUGCGAGGCCGUCAUGAUCCUGCGCUCGCGGUUCCUGGACGCACGGCGGAAGAGACGAAACUUCAACAAGCAAGCCACGGAAAUCCUGAAUGAGUAUUUCUAUUCCCAUCUCAGCAACCCUUAUCCCAGUGAGGAAGCCAAAGAAGAGCUAGCCAAGAAAUGUGGCAUCACAGUCUCACAGGUAUCAAACUGGUUUGGAAAUAAGAGAAUCCGGUACAAGAAGAACAUAGGUAAAUUUCAAGAGGAAGCCAAUAUUUAUGCUGCCAAAACGGCUGUCACGGCUACCAACGUGUCAGCCCAUGGAAGCCAGGCUAACUCACCCUCAACUCCCAAUUCAGCUGGUUCUUCCAGUUCUUUUAACAUGUCAAACUCUGGAGAUUUGUUCAUGAGCGUGCAGUCUCUCAAUGGGGAUUCUUACCAAGGGGCCCAGGUUGGAGCCAACGUGCAGUCACAGGUGGAUACCCUUCGCCAUGUUAUCAGCCAGACAGGAGGAUACAGUGACGGACUCGCGGCAAGUCAGAUGUAUAGUCCGCAGGGCAUCAGUGCUAAUGGAGGUUGGCAAGACGCUACUACCCCAUCGUCGGUGACCUCCCCCACAGAAGGCCCUGGCAGCGUUCACUCUGAUACCUCCAACUGAUCUCCCAGCAAAUUGCAUCCCUGGCUGAGCCGGCCCCGGCGGGGCGGGAGGGGAGGGGGCCUCUCCUAACACCGCAGCAGUCAGACUGGAGGUGAACCCAAUCAGCACACACAAGAAGACUCCUUCUCUUCUCUUCUCUUCGUCGGGAUGCUUUUUUCAGCCAAUCUGGACACUUCUUUAUACUCUCUUCCCUUUCUUUUCUGGGUAGAAGCCGCUCUCCCCCUCCCCGCCACUCCCACAACACCACUCCCUUCCCCUCCCCGCUUCCCACCCAAGGUAGAAGGAUUUUAAGGAGGAAAAGCAAAAAUCCACCACCACCACCACACAAGCCGACCCCAGAGCAGUGUACAGCCUCAUGCUGGGUGUCUUUUUGAGGAGCUACAAAUGUACCUCAGUCACAUCUCCCUCGCUAGCAGGCAGCCCCCUGCCCCCUUCCUUUCACGCUACCUCUCCGUCGGGAAUUGCCACCGCAGGGAAUCUGCUCCCGCCUGGUCUCCGCACGUCCCUCGGGUGCUGCAGGGACAGGGCAGGUGGCACAGCCCCCGUGCACCUGGAAGGAGCCAGCGUGCUCCCCCUCACUUCCCAAAAGGUACUGUUCCCAUUCCCAGCCCCGGGGGAACUUCCCAGUGCCAGCCCUACUCGGCCAAGCAUCCCUCCCGCUGGCUGCUGUGGUCUGGGUGAGCCGUGCAACCCUGCUGUCCUGCCUGCCUUUGCUGGAGGGGAGAAGAGGAGGGAAGGAAGGGAGGCAGAGGCAGGUGAGAAGCAGCCAUCACUGACAGCAGAGGUGCUGACACCUCCACGGAGCUGUGUGGGAUCAGGCAUGGACGGCCGAUGGGACACCAGCACUUCUCUGACAGCACCUGGAGAGGCUGGUGCUGGAGUUCUGCUGCUCAUAGGGUGCUGGCUCCUGUUUCCAGGAGGAGCUGGGUUCCCCAGCUCAGGCAGGACCUGCAGAGAUUUGUGCCACCCUCUGCAUUCCCAAAGCCCUGCCAAGCCAGCAGUGAGGGGUGGGCAGCAGAGUGCCAGGGGCUGGAAGCACUGGGGUGUCUUGGGUGUUUUUGGUAGUGCUUCACCCCACAGGUUUGCUCUGUAGGACGGGUGGCUGCCCCACUGGAGGAUGUCUGUGUGCUGAAGCUGCUGGUUUCACCCCAGGAGUCACCUGGGCAGUGGCCAUGGAAGAACUCAUGGGACUUUCUGCCCAGCUUUUCUGGUCCACUGUUGGGACAGGCAGUGGUGGCUGGCAAGCGAGGCUUCAUCCUGCCCCUUCAGGCUGGUGCUGGGAGGACGUGGCUGUCGUGGAAGAGCAGGAAGAGGCAGCACCAGUUUCCCUGGGCAGCGGGCUGAGCCUCGUGCCAGGGUGGGACUUCUGGCCAUCGGUUCUUUCUGUGGGCACGAGGAGGCUGAGCCAGCCUGCAUCAGGACCCUGGGUGUGGUGGGGACUGGCGUGGGUGCAGGAUGUCUGGCACCUCGUGGUGGAUCCCAGGAUCCCUUGGGAUCAGUGCCUCACACUGUUGAAUGUCCGUGCCCACCCUGCUCGUGCUGGUCUCGAGGUGGGAACUGCCAGCACAGAGCAGCGUUUAGCAGAAACCAUUGUAAACUAGAGCUCUGCCAAAAAGAUUUCCACCCUUCUGCUGGAAAAAAUAGCGUCCCUUGGCCUGCAGGGCACAGUGGUGCUGUGGCCACAGCUGAAGCACGCUGUCACCUUGUGCCCAGCAGUGACACUUCUGCUUCUUUGGCAUGCAUGCCAGGAGUGGGGACCCUGUGGCAGAGCGGGAUGUGACACGAGGGC
Messenger RNA from Ficedula albicollis (Collared flycatcher), 3365 nucleotides. It is a transcript of the gene PBX1, whose product is annotated as pre-B-cell leukemia homeobox 1. Gene Ontology annotation, molecular function: DNA-binding transcription factor activity, RNA polymerase II-specific; RNA polymerase II cis-regulatory region sequence-specific DNA binding. Lineage: Eukaryota; Metazoa; Chordata; Aves; Passeriformes; Muscicapidae. Gene Ontology annotation, cellular component: nucleus. Bases 500 to 1576 code for a protein of 358 amino acids. Gene Ontology annotation, biological process: embryonic organ development; eye development; animal organ morphogenesis. The record is from RefSeq and is a predicted model, not a curated record. The transcript has 9 exons.